AAAAUCAGUGUAAUUAGCAAUCUCAAAACAAAGAAUCACUUUUAAUCCAAACAAAUCUUUCCACAGCAAACCUUCUCGAAGAUGGUAGUAAUCGAAGAUCGAAACGAAAUUCCCUCCACCGCAGCUUCAACCAACGACGUUUCCGACGGCUUUGAAACCGCCAGUGACACCGAUCUCGGCAGUGACGUCGACGCCAAUGACGGCGGCGGAGCAAUCAAACACGAGGAAGAAGAUCAUCGUGAUCAGCAAAGCCACCAACAGACAGAGCAAGAGAAUGAGAAGGAACAGGAGCAGAGAGAUUCUCAGAGAAUCAUUUCCUCUGAUGAUGCUUCCAUUGACGAUGAGGAACUGAAACAGAAAGCAUUGGUUCAAGCAAAUGAAGCAAAGGUAGAAGGGAACAAACUUUUUGUAGAUGCAAAGUAUGAGGAGGCAUUAACACAAUAUGAACUUGCUUUAGAAGUUGCGCCAGACAUGCCUUCCUCUGUGGAAAUACGCUCAAUAUGCCAUGCAAACCGUGGAGUGUGCUUUCUGAAAAUGGGAAAAUAUGAAAACACAGUUAAAGAAUGCACCAAAGCGUUAGAAUUGAAUCCUAUGUAUGUCAAAGCUUUGGUAAGAAGAGGAGAGGCCCAUGAAAAGCUUGAGCAUUUUGAAGAGGCCAUUGCUGAUAUGAAAAAGAUCUUAGAAAUUGAUCCCUCAAAUGAUCAAGCUGGGAAAGCUAUUCGACGGUUAGAGCCUCUUGCUGCGGUAAAACGGGAAAAGAUGAAGGAAGAAAUGAUUGCAAAACUGAAAGAUAUGGGCAACUCUCUAUUGGGCCGCUUUGGGAUGAGUGUAGACAACUUUAAAGCAGUCCAAGAUCCAAACACUGGUUCCUAUUCUGUCUCAUUCCAACAGUAAGUUUGGUUGAGCAAAGUCAUGAAAGCGUUUGUUUUGAGAUUCCGUUGUUCAUGCAAGUCACUAGUACAGUUCAGAUGCUCAUGUAUAUUGUAAGAGAACUAAAGCAUACAAUUUUAUUUCCUUCAAAGGGCAUUGGUUGAUUGAUUCAUCAUGUGAAGGGGAUUCAUAACAAAUAAGUCUUUGAUAGUCUUUUUGGGGAAAAUAUCAAGUUGGAUGUCGGUUUGUGCGAUUCGUAAAUCUUAGUAAUACUUUUAUUUAAGCUAUUUUUUUAGGGAACCUGGCCAGAUUGUUGAUCUUUUGGCAAAGCAAGGAUUAGGGUUACCAAUGUCGAUUAAGCUAGUAUUAAGUUUCUGAUUUUUAUUUUUAAUGUUGUGUUGA
Molecule: messenger RNA, 1272 nt
Organism: Medicago truncatula (barrel medic)
Lineage: Eukaryota; Viridiplantae; Streptophyta; Magnoliopsida; Fabales; Fabaceae
Product: tetratricopeptide repeat protein 1
Exons: 5
Coding region: 82-894 (270 amino acids)
Molecular function (GO): protein binding
Source: RefSeq, a predicted model, not a curated record